AUGCUUCGAGUAGCAGGGAGGAGGCUUUUCUCUGCUUCGCAGAGAUCUUCGACUGCGACCUCCUUCGUCCUUUCGAGAGACCAUACCGUCUCCGAUGGUGGCGACUCUUCUUCAGCCACCAGAUCUAAUCCCUCUGCAGAUCUUUCAUGUUUCAAUUCUUAUCACCGGAGCCUUAUCAGAGGUUUCUCUUCUCAAGUUCUUACUCAAGGAAAUGAGAUAGGUUUUGGUUCUGACCUCCCAGCCACUGUCGAGGCUGUCAAAACACCUAACUCAAAGAUUGUCUAUGACGACCAUAACCAUGAGCGUUACCCACCUGGUGACCCUAGCAAGCGUGCGUUCGCCUAUUUUGUCUUGUCGGGUGGUAGGUUUGUUUACGCCUCUGUUCUCCGCCUUCUUGUUCUGAAGCUCAUUGUGAGCAUGUCUGCRAGUAAAGAUGUCCUUGCCCUUGCAUCCCUCGAGGUCGACCUGGGAAGCAUCGAACCMGGAACUACCGUUACUGUKAAGUGGCGUGGAAAGCCCGUCUUCAUCAGGCGAAGAACAGAAGAUGACAUCAAGCUGGCCAAUAGCGUGGAUCUUGGAUCUCUGAGGGACCCACAAGAAGACUCGGUUAGGGUGAAGAAUCCGGAAUGGUUAGUCGUGGUGGGAGUCUGCACUCAUUUGGGAUGCAUCCCCUUGCCCAAUGCUGGUGACUAUGGAGGUUGGUUUUGCCCGUGCCAUGGUUCCCAUUACGAUAUCUCAGGAAGGAUUCGGAAAGGUCCUGCACCAUACAACCUGGAAGUACCAACCUACAGCUUCUUGGAAGAGAAUAAGUUACUCAUUGGUUGA
Messenger RNA from Arabis nemorensis, 825 nucleotides. Lineage: Eukaryota; Viridiplantae; Streptophyta; Magnoliopsida; Brassicales; Brassicaceae. The record is from the annotation of a GenBank genome assembly.